UAUCUGGGUAGCUGCAUAAGUGCUGGUGGGGGUGUGAGUGAUGAGAUCAAUGCACGUACAGUGAAAGCCAGAGCGGCUUAUGCCAAUCUGGGCCAUCUAUGGCGCCUUCGUGAUGUUAGUCUGGCCGUAAAGGUCGGAUCUACAACGCGUCGGUGAGAGCAGUUUUGCUCUAUGCUUGUGAAACCUGGCCUCUCCGAGUUGAGGACGUUAGACGACUCUCUGUGUUCGAUCAUCGCUGUCUCCGAAGGAUUGCUGACAUUCAGUGGCAACACCAUGUCAGUAAUGCAGAGGUUCGGCAUCGUGUGUUCGGGCACAGAGACGAUAAUUCAAUUGGUGUCACCAUCUUGAAACACCGACUUCGGUGGCUUGGGCAUGUUCUCCGAAUGUCGUUCCAGAGAAUUCCACGUCGUGCAAUAUUUGCCGACUCUGGGACUGGUUGGAAGAAGCGGAGAGGUGGUCAGUGCAUGACAUGGUGUCGUGGCAUGAAAGAAAGCUGCAAAGGACUGGCUUCUGUUGGUCCUUCACGACUCCCUGGUUGAGGUCUGAGAGAUGGUGCUACACAGUGGCUAGAGACGUUAUCAGAUAUGGCUCAGAAUAGAAGCCAGUGGCGAUCCUGCUGUAACCUUCUUUUACUUUCUUCAUAAAAAGUGGUUGUGUCUCCUUUACCUGAAAGAUUUCUUCUGAUUGUACCUUUUCGUUCCGUCGUUACUACCACACUACCUUACACCAAUCUCUUCGUUAUUGUUCUCUCUUUUUUUGUUGCGCUCCUUAGCUUUUUUUUCUUUGUAUUCCUCUCGAAUUUUCAUUGUUUUGUGUGGCGCAUAUAUAUUGGCGCUCUCUUGUACCAAUAUUCAUGUGUCCAAAUAAAUAAUAAAUAAAUAGGGAGUGAAGUGGUUGAGCGUGUCGACCGCUUCACCUAUCUUGGAAGUCUCAUCAGCCCUUGUGGUCUGAUGUGUGACGAAAUCUCAGCACGGAUACAGAAGGCUCGACUAGUUUUUGCCAACUUGCGUCAUUUAUGGCGUAGGCGAGAUAUCCGUCUAUCAAUCAAAGGACGUGUUCACUGCGCAGCAGUUCGUUCCGUCCUACUUUAUGGGAGUGAAACAUGGCCGGUAAGAGUAGAGGAUAUCCGUAGGUUACUAGUAUUUGAUCAUAGGUGUCUUCGAAACAUUGCUCAUAUAUCAUGGGACCAUCGAGUAAGUAACACAGUUGUUAGGAAACGGGUACUAGGUAAGGAUGGCAAAUCAAUUGAUGACGUAGUGAAACUUCAUCAGUUGAGAUGGCUGGGACACGUGUUACGUAUGGCCAACGACCGACUGCCUCGACGUGCGGUGUCCAGUGGUAUAGGAGUAGGUUGGAAGAAAGCUAGGGGCGGCCAGAUCAAAACAUGGCACAAGUCCAUGAAGUCAUUGACAAGUGGACUGAGUCAUGUUGGUAGUUGUAGACUACCUGGUUGGGGACCGCGAGAUGAUAGCAACUGAUGGUUAGAGACCCUGAAUGACAUGGUUCAAAAUCGUUUGCAAUGGCGCAGGUGCAUCUACUCUUUGUGUUCUCCCAAAUUCUAAUCUUCUGAGUUUGUCAUGUCCCUUCCUUCUUCUUCCCAAAUUUAUUUCACUGUAUUAUACUCCUUGAAUAGCAUCUUCAAACCCUAAUCUUCCCGAUUACUGCUUAUACUCUUACCACCUCUACCACUACGGGAUUUGGAUCGGCCACUACAUCUGUGUGAUAAUGUGAUGUGGCAACUUGAACUGAUAUACGUACGUACGAAGUUCUACGUUGUUACUGACUGACUGAAACUGACUUAUAAACCAGGUACUUGGUUAUGAGCCACACUUUAAGUGUAAAGCAUAGCAGCACCACACAGAUGACCGAAUCACAGUAGACGGACCUGGGUUCGAACCCGAAAACCAGUGGCUGAAGUUCGAACGCCAUCGCUCAACGAAACUAGUAAGAAUAACUAGGUUCUGCCAAUUCUCAAGUUUAAAACAGACAGGACAAACUAGUCAUAAAUCAUAAAGAACGGAAUUAUAUUUUGAUUUAGAUCAUGAAUCGAUCAAUGUUAGAUCGCUAUUAGAGACUUGGAAGCACUAGACGGCCGUUUCGUCCUAGUAUGAGACUAUUCAGUAGUCUGUGUCCACGAUCACGCAUGCGAGAUUCGAACACAGAACCUUCGGUCUCACGCGCGCGAACGCUUAGCCCAUAGACCACUGAGCCGGAAUCCGAUGGUGUUAAAGUCUAACUUCAACCAAUCUAUAAUAUGGUGUGGUCAUUUUUCACAGAUUAGCUACGCUGGUCACGGUUUCACCGUAGAACUCCGAGAAUUACCUCUGAGAGUUAAUCACUAGUGAGCAAAUGAAACUAUAUUUGUAGAAAUUUACUUAGAAAAAACUGCCAAGAGAUAAGGAUUUACUUUGACUUCAAUCGAUGAGAUUUUAACAAAUAUAUAUUUCAAUGUCUUACAUUAACUCAAACCUCAAAUAUUAUGAAACUAUUCAUUCAAAUUCAGACAAAAAUUCUUAUAAUCAAUCACAAAUUCACUUCAUUUAAACCUAUGAAACAAAAAACACUAAUUUUUUCAAACAAAAAAGUAGCUGCAUACAUCUACAUAAUAUACACGAUUAGACUAGAUUGAUGUUCUUUUUUAAUUGCAACCACCUGACAAGCUCCAUAAUCUCGAGUGGCGGAAUGGAAUAUGAACAUAUCUUAGAUUACCAGCUAACAUGUGAUCAUAUCUCUUGAUGUUUCCAGACCAAAGGUUCGGAGUGACUCUUCUAAGAAAACCAUUUACUUUGGUUUGGACACCCUAGUCCAUAUACAAUUAUAUGAUCAUCAAUGAAAGGCUUUUGCUUGCUCUCGCUACCUACAUAAACAACUAUUGCAGGUGUCUAAUUACACACAAAUUCAUUUUAUCCUUCCCCCUAUUAUCUAUGCCCACAUUAAUUUUCCAACUCUUUUCGCCUACGUUAAAAACUCUGUUCUAUGUAAAAAAAAAUCUUAAUUCAUUGACUAGUAGGAAGUUGAGCGCCACUACUGUACACGGAUUUUGAGUCAGCUUUUCCGAAACAAUAUGUGCCAUUUAAACUCAUCUUUUUCAACAUCCGCACACUAAUGCAGGUCGGAUAGAGUUGCUUUUUAAAAGUCUGAAUACCAAUGUCUGUUGUUUAUCUCAGACCCAUAUUCAAGGCUCCAGUGAAAUACUAAACAUUCAACCUCUAGAAAGCGCGUUCGACAGAUCUUGUAGUAAUUGCCGAUUUUAAUGUGCAGGUCGAGAGUCUAGACGCAGAAGAGAGUCUUUUGGGUGUCCAAUGAGGACCUGUUGGAAACAUAGCGGCGACUGUCUCCAGCAGCUUUGCGCAGAUACACGCCCAAACUAGAGCAUGAUUUGUGUCUAAAUAUGCGCUCUAAAAUGAACGAGUCUUUUACCGAGUGCCCUCCCAACGAUCGCUAAUGGCAAUGUGAUCUAUUUGAGUCCAUCGACGAGUCGAAUGUGGGGGUUGCCACGUCAGGACAUGUUUAUCCUUAUGUUCAAAGUUGCAACUUGCCAGAAAUAGAUUAUCAUAGUAUGGUUGCAACAGGUGGUUGACAUGUGUUUGCUGAUCUGUAACUCUGUAAGAUCCACUUAAAUGUCUUUCUGUUUGGUUUAGCUUACCUACUUGGGAAUUAAAAUCACCUGCUACUAUUACUACAUCACAUAGUCUAGGUUUUUGAAGGAAGUUGGAUAGCUUCCUAUAAAAUUUAUCUUUAACUUUAUUCAAGCUGCGAUCAGUGGGACGGUGGACAGAUACGAGUCCUUACUGUCCCGUUUAGUCGAACAUGGCACGAGCGACUGACUAUUGGAAUCUACUCUAACAGAGCCUGUUCUGCUUUUUGAUUAAUGCUAUACUUACACCAGCGACGCCAAGGGAAGCAUCAGUGGGGUUUCCAGAUACACAUAGUGUAAAUUUCCCCGGACAAGGUGAGGUCAAAUGAAAGACCGUACUUGGAUACUGUACGCAUGUUUCGGAGAUGCGGAAUAUGUUGGUGGCGCAAGAUUCUAGAGUCCUAGCUAAAAAUAACCUGUUGUCCUACUGGACACAAGGUUCGAGCAUUAAAAGCUCGAAAAUGUAGUUUAGAGCUUGGUUUCAGGAGACUAAGAAUAACAUUUCGUGAACUCAGAAUAUUGGCAUUGGUGGUGCGUGGUUAUAAUAAUAUAUGAGAAGGAUUAGUCGUGGGGGAUGGAAGAACUAUUAAGAGGUGAGGGAAGAAUUUGAUCAUCGACAUGAUCUUGGGUGCUGGUAAAUAUAUGAGGGCGGUUGUCACUUACUGGUUUCUCGCACCGUUGAAG
Molecule: messenger RNA, 4321 nt
Organism: Schistosoma haematobium
Lineage: Eukaryota; Metazoa; Platyhelminthes; Trematoda; Strigeidida; Schistosomatidae
Exons: 2
Coding region: 951-1478 (175 amino acids)
Source: RefSeq, a predicted model, not a curated record